CGCGUAGCAAGUGUAAGCGGCUCUGGCUCUGCUUCUUCUUACAAGAGUUCCGCCUGUAAUCUCCUCUAAUUCGGUUUUAUUUUUUCGCAAUUUACGCUACAUCAAGUGACAAGCUAUUGAAAAAUUAAUUGCCCAAUUGAAAUUGAAAGGCAAAAAAAAGCAUCCAUUAGGAAGAGCUUAAAACUUUGCCUAAAAGUGCUGUGGUGGAAAAGUAUCGAUUUGUGUGAAAAUUGCAGGCUGCUGCAGAUUGGCGAAAGAAAAGGCGAAGAAAGUUUUCUGGAAAUGUGAAGACACAACAAAUCGCAACAAUGGAAAACUUAAACUUUGCACGCACGCCGCAAUUUCUGCGCAAAGUUAUCUCCGAGGCGCGCAGAUCGUUUAUAAACAGCGACCCAUUUGCCGCCUCCGCCGCAAGGGGACGUUCGGAAACCGAGGAGGAGGCAUCAUCCGAGAUGGAGCUCGCCCACACUUUGACCCUUAACGAGGAGGCACUCAAGCAGUUGCCGGAGCACAAGCGACCGGUAUUUGAGCUGGAAUGGCUGCGCUACUUGGAGAAGGCGCUGCCACUGGCGUCCAAGCCGGACAUCAAGGCCAGCCAGAAGAAGCUGGUGCAGCAGCUCUCGGAAAGAAUUCAGGGGGCUCCAGGUCCGCCCAUUCGCAAGCUCAUCGCCAGCGCCUUGGCCACACUAUUCUCCGUCGGCGACACCUUCAUGCUCUUCGACACCGUCAAUGCCUGCAACGAUAUCCUGAAGAACAAGGACGACUCGCCCAGCUACCUGCCCACUAAGCUUGCCGCCAUUUGCGUCCUGGGCUCAAUGUACGAAAAGCUAGGUCGGAUGAUGGGCCGCACGUACGAGGACACGGUCCAGAUCCUCAUUCGCACCCUGCGCAACGCGGAGUCGCAGGCGCGGAUCGAGAUAAUGCACACGCUGGAGAAGGUGAGCGCUGGCAUGGGCACCGCCAUCGCCAACGUGCACAAGGACAUCUACAAGGCGGCCAAGCACUGUCUCUUGGAUCGCGUGAUGGCCGUUCGCGUGGCCGCCGCCCGCUGCAUCCUCAAGAUGAUCUACAGUGCACCGUUCCUCUACCAGACCGAGCUGGAGAGUCUGGGAACACUGUGCUUCCGUGCCUUCGAUGGGAGCAACUACGAAGUUCGAUGUGCGGUGGCUCAGCUGCUGGGCACUCUGUUGGCCUACACCCAACAACUGGCGGAGGCGGCGACGGGCAAAAAGAAGCAGGGCCAGGCGGUCGCCAUACAGGCGGCCAAGGGAGCUACUCAGCGUCUGGUUUCCCUGGAUGAAGCGCUGGGCAUCCUGAUGUCGGGCUUCCUGCGCGGCGGCGCCUCUUUUCUCAAGGGCACCGGCGAGAUCAUCAAGGGCAGCUCGGGAGUCAACAGAGAAGUGCGAGUGGGCGUGACCCAUGCCUAUGUGGUAUUUGUGCAAUUCAUGGGCAGCGUUUGGCUGGAGCGACAGUUGAGCACCUUCCUGGCACAUGUCCUCGAUCUGGUGGCCAAUCCCAAGGCCGCCUGUUCCCACGUGGAUGCGGUGUACUCGCGCAAGUGCAUCAACUUCAUACUCCGAUCGACGAUUGGCAAGAUGCUGGGCGAAAAGGCGCAGAGUGCUGCCUGUAAGGAGCUCGUCCACCUGGUGGCCAAACAAAUGAAUUCCAUUGACUUUAACCCCGAAAACGCCAAGGACUCGAAUCAAGAAACUCUGUUCAGUCAGCACUUAUUGGUCUGCGCCCUGCAGGAGCUGAGUUCCCUGCUCAUCGGACUGGGAACCACGGCCCAGAACUUGCUGGGCGAUCAAUCCCUGCAAGCCAUCGACGCCACCUGCGCCGUUUUGGUUCAUCCCUGUGCCGCCGCUCGCUUGGCUGCCGCUUGGUGUCUGCGUUGCGCUUGUGUGGCGGUGCCAGGACAGAUAACGCCACUGAUCGAUCGCUUUGUGGAGGCCAUCGAGCAGAUGCGAUCCUCGCCAGAGGCAAUCGCCGGUUAUAGCUGCGCCCUGGCGGCCAUUUUGGGAAGCGUUCGGUACUCGCCGUUGGGCAUUCCCCACACAAAGGGCAAGGUCGUGUUCAACUGCGCGGAGGAGCUGCUGCGAUCUGCUUCCCAGAAUAGCCGCAUGUCGCUGCAUCGCACGCAGGCCGGAUGGCUGUUGAUCGGGGCCAUUAUGACCUUGGGAUCGCCGGUGGUCAAGGGCUUGCUGCCGCGAAUGCUGUUGCUGUGGCGCAACUCGUUUCCGCGAUCCAACAAGGAGCUGGAGUCGGAGAAGGCGCGAGGCGAUGCUUUCACCUGGCAGGUGACGCUGGAGGGCAGGGCUGGAGCUCUCUCUGUGAUGCAUAGUUUCCUGUUGAACUGCCCGGAUCUGCUCAAUGAGGAUAUAACAAAAAGGUUGCUUACGCCCAUCGAGAGCGCCCUGGCCAUGCUGGUCAAUUUGGCUUCUGUCUUGAAGAGCUAUGGCACCCAGCUAAAGGCUCCGGCAGCCAUGGUGCGACUACGUCUGUUCGAGACCCUCACUCUGCUGCCUGCGAAUGCCCUGGAAGCCUCCUAUACUCAUCUCCUUCGAAUGCUCGUCUCGGAAUUCACCCUUUCAGAUAACGCAGCCAACACCACUAACUCUCUGCUGCGAACGCUCUGUCAUGGCGACGAUUCCAUCAUUCUGGGAACCUGGCUGCAGGAAACUAACCAUCGCACCAUCGAGGAUCAGAUGGAGCCCAAUCGCAAAGUCGAUGGCGAGCAUCUGCAACCCAAUAGCGCCGCGGGAUCUGGCGCCCUGGAGCAUGAUCCGUGCUGCCUGUACCGUCCCAGUUGGUCCGCCCAAGGCGCUGGCGGAGCAGCUACGUCCUCUGGCAGCAACGGAACCAACAACAUCCAGCUGAUCAGCAAGGCGCAGCAGUGUCCAGGACCUCUGCCACUGGGAGUGGCGGUCAUCGAUAUGGCAGUGACUCUCUAUGGAACCAUCUUCCCCAAGGUGGCCAACAAGCAUAGGCUGCAGAUGCUGGAGCACUUUGCCGAAUGCAUCCGCCAGGCGAAGAGCAGUCGUCAGGAAGCCGUCCAGAUGAACAUAUUUACGGCUCUGCUUUGUGCGCUGAAGAAUCUGACCGAUAGCAAGACCAGUUUGGGCCAGGAGGAUGUUAGAAAGAGUGCCACGGCAUUGGUAGUUGCUUCGUUGACAAGUGCCAAUUCCACCAUAAGAUGUGCGGCUGGAGAGGCUCUGGGAAGAUUGGCCCAGGUGGUGGGAGAUUCACAUUUCACCGCGGAGUUGGCUCAAAAUAGUUUUGAUAAACUGAAAUCGGCCAGGGAUGUCGUCACAAGAACGGGUCAUUCGCACGCCCUGGGAUGCCUGCAUCGCUAUGUGGGUGGCAUGGGCUCGUCGCAGCAUCUGAGCACCAGUGUAUCCAUCCUGCUGGCCCUGGGCCAGGAUAGUGCAUCGCCCGUGGUGCAGGCUUGGUCGCUCUACGCCUUGGGGCAGAUUGCAGACUCUGGAGGACCGAUGUUCCGUGGCUAUGUGGAGGCCACGCUGACGCUGUGCUUGAAACUCCUCCUCACCGUUCCGCAUGCCCAUGUGGAUGUGCAUCAGUGUGUGGGACGCGUGGUGAAUGCUUUGAUCACCACCGUGGGACCGGAGUUGCAAGGAGGAGGUGGACCGGUGGCCAGUAUGAGGGGAUCCUUCCUCUGCUCAGCGGCCCUGCUUCAAGCACACGCCGAUCCGCUAGUGCAAGCCGAGGCCAUUGGUUGCCUGCAGCAGCUGCAUCUCUUUGCCAGUAAAUCCCUGCAGUUGGAGGAGCUGGUGCCCACGUUGGUUGGAAUGCUGGCCUGUAACUACUUCAUACUGCGCAAGGCUUCCGUUUCCUGUCUGCGGCAGUUGGCCCAUCGCGAGGCCAAGGAAGUGUGUGACCUAGCACUGAACAUUAAUGCCGAACAACUUCCAGACUUGGUGAUUACCGAGUACGGACUUCCAGGAUUGCUCUUCUCACUUCUGGACACCGAAACGGAUGCCGAGAUGCUGAGGAACAUUCACGAUACACUCACUUCAAUGCUGCAAAUGCUGGCUGCAGAUAAUCUGAGCUCCUGGUUGAGUCUCUGCAAGAAUGUGUUAACCGUGGCGGUGGAAGGAGGACUCAACGAUGAUCCCGCAGGCGCAGAGCAAGGCAAAAGCAAGGAUGCUGCGGGAGAAGAUGAGGAAGAGGACGAGGAGGAGGAGUAUGCGGAUGAUGUAACCGAAUACCGGGCGGAGGAGAACACUUCCACCCACCCGGCAGUGCAGCCGAGGUGGCCGACUCGUGUUUUUGCCGCCCAAUGCGUCCGGCGGAUCAUCGCCAGCUGCGAGGCAGCCAGCUCCGUGCACUUUGAUCUUCUGCAGGCCAAGGAACAGCAACUGAUUCGCUCCCGCGGCGACUAUCUCAUUCUACAUUUGGCCGAGCUUAUUCGAAUGUCCUUCAUGGCCGCCACCUCGGAUUCGGAUCAACUGCGGCUAGAAGGCUUGCGCACUUUGCAGGAGAUCAUCGAUCGAUUUGCCAACGUUCCGGAACCAGAGUUCCCUGGUCAUCUCCUCUUGGAGCAGUUCCAGGCUCAGGUGGGCGCGGCAUUGCGUCCCGCUUUUGCGCAGGAUACGCCCUCCCAUGUGACCGCUGCAGCUUGCGAGGUUUGCUCAGCAUGGAUUGGCUCAGGAGUGGCUCGGGAUAUCGGGGAUCUGAGGAGAGUUCACCAGCUGCUGGUGAGUUCCCUCAGCAAGCUCUCCUCGAAAACCAACAGCACUCAGUUGUACAACGAAUCCAUGGCCACGUUGGAGAAGUUGAGCAUCCUUAAGGCCUGGGCGGAAGUUUACAUUGUGGCCAUGUUGGGGAAUGGAAAGGCUCCAGCUUCCCUUCUGAAUCUCCAGUCGCAACAGUCAGGCCUGCAAUCCCUGACCAAUUUGGAAACGGAUCAGGAUGUUCCAGACAGCCGGGGAGAGAGUCUUUUGGGAUUAGUGCAACCAGAGCUCCACAAUCUAUCCACUCACUGGUUGAGCGCGAUGAAGGAUCAUGCCUUGCUGCUCCUGCCGGCGGAAUUUCAGUCACAACUCCCUCACGAUGGAGGCGCCUUCUACACCACGGACACCAUUAACUCUUCGAAACCACAUUAUAUGACCAGUUGGCCUCCAAUUCUCUACGCCUCUGCCCUGUGGUUAAGGGACGAGGGCUUUGCCCGCCAUCAAGAUACAAGUGAAUCGGCUGCUGAGUCGAAUAAUAACCAAAUCACCCACGGUUCUCUGUCCGCGGAUCGCUUCCACAUGAUCUUUGGCAUCUGCAUGGAGGCGCUUUGCAGCAUGAGAAGUUCUGAGAGACCCAGGAACAUUGUGAGUUGCCUGCGGUCGCUGCACAGCAUCUUCGAUUCGGAUUGGGCCAGGAGGCAGCUGGUCAAAGAUCGAGCCCUAACCAUUGAACUCUGUCACGUGCUGCACCGUCAGAUCCUGACGAGAGAUGAGUUGCUGGUGCAGCUGCUGUGCGUGGAAAUUCUGAAGCAAACUAUCCGCGCGGCAAGGGAAGAUUUGGAGAGGAAGCGUGACGAUAAUGCAAAUUCCGAGGACGGAAAGGGCGGAGAGCGGCUGGGUGAAGAUGACUCUAUGCAGCCUGGCAAUUCCCAUGUCUACGCCGUCCUGGAGGUUUGUCUUUGCCUAUUUGUCCGCCAAAUACCCACCAUGAAUCCCACGAGACAGGGAGCUGGUGGCUCCGGCCUGCAGCUGGACUUUGCCUAUGCCAAAAUGGCCACCGGCUCCUCCUUCUUCUCGGUGCUGGGCGAUGACAACGGCCUGCUGGUGGCCAGCGGACUGCAGUGCGUCGAACAGUUGUUGGAUCUGUGCACUCCCAAAGGUGCCCUAGCAAUCCUGCCCACCGUCCUGUACAUGACUACCAGUAUAGUUAAGGAAAUAGCCAACAAGUCGGCCAUAGAUAGUACUAUUCUGGCAAAUACAAGUGCUGUGAAGUCUGCCCUGCAGUGCUUGCGAUCCGUUUGCGUCCAUAAGUGGGCCAAAGUGGAGGAAACAUCCGAGGAAUGGCAGCAGUUGCUACAGAGUGCUUUGGCUACUAUUGUGGAUCUUACGAAGACGGCUGGAGAUAACGAGGAGAGGAGAGUCGACGAGGUCACCAUGCUUCUGGCCAUCACUGUCUUCAUCCUGCACACUCCAGCCUCCGUGGUGGCCACGCCAUCGCUGCAAUAUCCCUGCAUCAAUCACUUCCGGCAGUGCCUGCAGUCGGAGCACCUGUCCGUAAAGCUGCGCUGCAUCGAAACCACGCGAUCCAUCUUCGCGCGGGCGGAACUUAAGACAGCCACUCCCUACAUCCACGCCCUUGCGCCUAGGAUGAUCGAGUCGUUGUACGCGGAGUCCAGCAAGGUGCCCACCAGCGAGCUGGAGCUGCAAGUCACCCUGGAGAGCAUUGUCACCGUGGAGCAGCUCAUCGACUUGUCGGAGCCACAGCAUCGAAACAUGAACUUGCUACAAGACAUUCAAAUGCUGACCCUGUUGGUUCCUGUGCUCAUUGGAUUCCUGGCCGAGCCCAGUCGACUCCGGACGCUGCCCAAGUACCAAAGGCAGCUGCACGACCAGGCGCUGCAGUGGCUACUCAAGAUCGGUCCCAAAUAUCCGCAGGAGUUCAAGGCCCUGAUGGGACAAACACCUGAGCUGCGACAAAAACUAGAAGCAGCCAUUCGCAGUCAACAGCAGUCGAUUAAUAUAGCGCAAAAGGCCACCGAGGCGCAGAGGAACCUGCUGGCCAAGCCACAGAAGCCCACGAUCAAGCUAAAGACAGAUUUCAGUAACUUCCAAUGAGUUGAUCCACUGGGAAAUCGAACAAAAAUAGUCCACAACCUGCUAGUGCUAUCGUAAAAAUGCUUUGCAAUGAAUUGUUACCGCAUGUACAAUGGGAUGGAUCGGUUCUUUUGACAUUGAAUGUGAGACCUUUGACAUCUGAUGUAAAGGUUUAAUUUUAAAACGGCUCUUAUUUGGCAAAACAGCUUUUAGAAAAUCAGUCAAGGAAGUUCCGUUUCA
Molecule: messenger RNA, 7025 nt
Organism: Drosophila takahashii
Lineage: Eukaryota; Metazoa; Arthropoda; Insecta; Diptera; Drosophilidae
Product: HEAT repeat-containing protein 5B
Biological process (GO): retrograde transport, endosome to Golgi; endocytosis; intracellular protein localization
Cellular component (GO): membrane; endocytic vesicle; Golgi apparatus
Source: RefSeq, a predicted model, not a curated record